AUGGGGCUCGCUGACGCUUAUAGGUUUCUGAGUAACUCAAACUCCGAAAAGAAAACCGAAGAAGGAUUCGAAAACAACAGCAAUGGCAUAGAUAGUUUUGAUAAUCAUAGUCAACUAACUUCAGGCUCCGAAAAGGGGGCACACGUUUUGGAAACAGAUAGAAAUGUCAAGGAAAUUGGAAUUGUUUCAGCUUCAUUUUUGAUGCUCAAUAGAAUGUUGGGAGCAGGUGUGUUUUCGACUGGUUCUACAAUUUAUGCUUUAUCAGGUUCAGUGGGAACUGCAUUGAUGAUGUGGUUUGCUGGUACAGUUAUUGCAUUCACUGGGCUCUUGGUUUACAUGGAAUUGGGAACAGCUUUACCAAGAAAUGGUGGUGAGAAAAACUACCUUGAGUACAUGUUUCCAAGACCGAAAUUUUUGGUGACGGCAAUGUAUGCUUCGUACGUGUUUUUUCUUGGUUGGGCAUCUGGUAACUCAAUUGUUGUUGGUGAGUAUAUCUUGAAUGCUGCAGGCAAAGAAGUCACCCAAUGGAACUCUAGAGGUAUUGGUUUAGCUGUUAUAACAUUUUCAUUCUUGAUCAACGCUAUCAAUGUCAAGGCGGGUUUGUUUUUGGCCAAUAUUUUGGGUACUUUCAAAGUAAUCAUUGUUCUUUUCAUCAGUGUUACUGGAUGGGUUGCGUUGGGAGGCGGAAUCAAGACGAAUAACUUUCAAUCAACUGGUAAUUUCCACAAUGCUUUUGAAGGGGAGAGUCCGACUGGUUUUGGUAUAGUCAAUGCUUUAUACAAUGUUAUCUGGUCUUACGUCGGUUACUCAAAUGCAAACUACGCCUUGGGUGAAAUCAAGAACCCAGAAAGAGUCUUGAGAAUUGCUGCACCAUCUGCAUUCAUUGGUUUGGGUAUCAUUUACAUGUUUGUCAACAUUGCAUACUUUGCUGUCGUUCCAAAGGCUGAAAUUGCAUCAUCAGGCAGAAUCUUGGCUGCUUCGUUUUUCAAAUAUGCUUUUGGUGACAAGGCCGAAACAGCUGCUUCGGCUUUCGUUGCCAUCUCGGCAUGGGCAAAUGUUAUGUCUGUCAUUUUUUCACAAGGUAGAAUCAUUCAACAAUUGGGACGUGAAGGCUCUUUACCAUUUUCACGUUUCUUUGCUACUUCAAAGCCAUUUGGAACUCCGUUUGUUGGGUUGAUGCAACAUUGGAUUGUUUGUAUUGUUACCAUUGUUGCCCCACCACCAGGUGAUGCAUACAAUUUCAUUUUGAACUUGAUUUCAUACCCAUUGAAUGUUGUCAACACUGUUCUUGCCGGUGGAUUGAUUUACAUAUACUACAAAAAGUACAAAGGAUUGACUGAGUGGAACCCUCCAAUUAAGGCCUCUCUUCCAGUUGUCAUUUUCUUCUUCCUUGCAUCAUUAUACUUGAUUGUUGCUCCAUAUAUCCCACCAGUUCAUGGACAAAAAGUGUACAAUGACUUACCGUACUGGAUCCAUGCCGUUGUAACUUGGGGUGUCUUUGGGGUUGGUUUAGCAUAUUGGAUUGUUUGGGUCAAGAUUUUGCCACACUUUGGUGGUUAUCGUCUUGUUGCAAAAGAGAUUUUGGGUGACGAUGGAUUUUGGAGAAAUAAGAUUUACAAAGUUUCAAAAGAUGCUGAUGAGAUCGAUCAAAUCGGUGAAAAUGUUGAGGUGGUCAAAUGA
This is a messenger RNA of Lodderomyces parapsilosis, 1680 nucleotides long. RefSeq names its product Mup1p (gene MUP1). The record is from RefSeq and is a predicted model, not a curated record. NCBI's taxonomy places the organism in Eukaryota, Fungi, Ascomycota, Pichiomycetes, Serinales, Debaryomycetaceae. Bases 1 to 1680 code for a protein of 559 amino acids. Gene Ontology annotation, molecular function: L-amino acid transmembrane transporter activity. The transcript has a single exon. Gene Ontology annotation, cellular component: membrane. Gene Ontology annotation, biological process: amino acid transmembrane transport.